UAAUAAAUAGCCUUAAUGAUAGAUAAUGUAUCAUUAGAGAAAUACAGGAAAAGUUGUGAAACCAAAAGUUUAUGAACUGUGACAUCGAUAGAUAAUUCAAAAUAAAUAAAUUAAUUAAUUAAAAUAUAAUUAAAAAUUACAAGAAGUUAAUUUCUUCUCGAUAAAAGGAUGAUAAAUAAAAUGAUUAUUAAGAAUUUUGUAAGAAAUGCAGACGCAGAAACGCGCAUUCUCUCCCGCGAUCUCAUCUUCGGUACGAGCGUGACAUGAAUCAAGUUAGCUUUGGGAAACUCCUGAAGAUCGAUGACGUAGCUCAAUCCUAGCCGCUUAGCGCCAGUCUUACCGAUUAUAUUACAAAGAGCGGUACAUACUCCUGGUAUUCUUGAACAUUUGGCGAUAAAUGAUUAAAUGGACAAUAUGUUUUCCUCGGACAAUAUUUAUUUAAGAUGUUAUUUUUUUGUUAUUUUUUUUGCUACGACGUACGCAGCUCCAGGAGGUUUAGGAUCGUUUGCCGGUAGUAAUUCCGCUGCAUUCAGUAGUGCUUCAGCUAAUGCAUAUGCAGGCUCUGUUGCAAGUGCAAUCAGUUCUGCAAAUGCUUUCACUGGUGGUACUUUCCCUUCAAAAAAUCCUGAUGGAACAUAUGGAUUAACUCAUCAGGAAGGCACUUCUGCUGGGUCUGGAAGCUAUGUAGGACUUGAAAGUAUUAAUCCAGAUUCUAAUAAGUUUGGAUCACCACAUCAAGCCUUUGGUACUAAAAGAAGUUACAAUGAUAACAAGUCUCAAACAGUAUGUUCUGGAUGUCCAAAUGUAAAAGAAAAAUGGGAAUUAGAUAAUUAUGAUGAUCAAUCUGAAGAAGAACCACAAGAAGAAGAGGAAGAAGAUGAUUGUGACGAUGGUCAAUACAGACCUGAACAUCAUUAUCACCAUCAUAAAAGUAAAGUAGAUAAGAAACAAGAACAACAAACUGUGUCAAGUGUACAUAAAAUAGGAAACAACGAUCAAUAUAAUUACAAUCAAAGUAAUGAUAAAGAUGGAUAUACCACUAGUGAUAAUAAAGGACAAGAGAAUAUUCAUGAUGGAAGAUAUAAUAACUAUGGUAAUUCUGGACAUGUUGGAGCAAAUAAUCAAAAUUUAAAUAAUAAUUAUAAUGCUUAUCAACAUAACACUGGUGCUUUGAAAGAUUCUUUGCAUCCUUCUUCAAGCUGGACUGAUAUAAAUAAAAAGAAAGAAAAUGAAAAUAAAAAUUCAGGCAAUUCUGGAGUUGUAACACCUACUUCACCUAACACCUACACACCUACUAUUGGAAAGAAUUAUGGAAAUACAAAUAUAGGUGCAACUGGUGGUAUAACACCAAGCCAAAUAAAUUUAGGCUUGACAAGAGGCACCAAUGCAGAUUGUUCUAAUACUAAAUCUGGAUCCAGAGCAAACUGUGUAGAAAGUAUAGCUGAUUCUAAUUCAAAUCAAGCACCUGUUAAAUUAAGCCAAUCAAAUAUUAAAAAAACUAUUAAUGUAAUAAGUUCAGAAGGAAACAGAGCUACUACAGAAUGCAACAAUUUACAUGGAAAUUGUGAUAAUAGUAAAACAGGUGAAACGGCACAAUACCAAUCUACAUCUAUAGAUAGUACAAAUAAUUUGCAGAAUGGAUACACUGACAGUACUGGAAAAAAAAAUAAACCACAUUCAUAUGAUCAAGAAAAAACAGGACAAUGGAGAGAUCAACCUAAUAAAGGUAAUUUGCCAAGUGGACCUGCUGGUAAUGUGGGUGCAGGUUCUGGUUGUACGCCUGGAGUCUCUUCUCCUGCUUGUUCAAAUGAAGCAUCAACUCUGCAAAAGAACACACCAAUUCCUACUCAAACAUAUGGAACUGUUGGUAGUGGAACUAGUAAUGUAGGCGUAGGAAACAAACCUCAUUCGUAUGAUCAACAAAACACAGGACAAUGGAGAGAUCAACCUAAUAAAGGUAAUUUGCCAAGUGGACCUGCUGGUAAUGUGGGUGCAGGUUCUGGUUGUACUCCUGGAGUCUCUUCACCUGCUUGUUCAAAUGAAGCAUCAACUCUUCAAAAGAACACACCAAUUCCUACUCAAACAUAUGGAACUGCUGGUAGUGGACCUAGUAAUGUAGGUGUAGGAAAUAAACCUCAUUCAUAUGACCAACAAAACACAGGACAAUGGAGAGAUCAACCUAAUAAAGGUAAUUUGCCAAAUGGACCUGCUGGUAAUGUGGGUGCAGGUUCUGGUUGUACUCCUGGAGUCUCUUCACCUGCUUGUUCAAAUGAAGCAUCAACUCUUCAAAAGAACACACCAAUUCCUACUCAAACAUAUGGAACUGCUGGUAGUGGACCUAGUAAUGUAGGUGUAGGAAAUAAACCUCAUUCAUAUGACCAACAAAACACAGGACAAUGGAGAGAUCAACCUAAUAAAGGUAAUUUGCCAAGUGGACCUGCUGGUAAUGUGGGUGCAGGUUCUGGUUGUACUCCUGGAGUCUCUUCUCCUGCUUGUUCAAAUGAAGCAUCAACUCUGCAAAAGAACACACCAAUUCCUACUCAAACAUAUGGAACUGUUGGUAGUGGACCUAGUAAUGUAGGCGUAGGAAACAAACCUCAUUCGUAUGAUCAACAAAACACAGGACAAUGGAGAGAUCAACCUAAUAAAGGUAAUUUGCCAAGUGGACCUGCUGGUAAUGUGGGUGCAGGUUCUGGUUGUACUCCUGGAGUCUCUUCACCUGCUUGUUCAAAUGAAGCAUCAACUCUUCAAAAGAACACACCAAUUCCUACUCAAACAUAUGGAACUGCUGGUAGUGGACCUAGUAAUGUAGGUGUAGGAAACAAACCUCAUUCGUAUGAUCAACAAAAUACAGGACAAUGGAGAGAUCAACCUAAUAAAGGUAAUUUGCCAAAUGGACCUGCUGGUAAUGUGGGUGCAGGUUCUGGUUGUACUCCUGGAGUCUCUUCUCCUGCUUGUUCAAAUGAAGCAUCAACUCUUCAAAAGAACACACCAAUUCCUACUCAAACAUAUGGAACUGCUGGUAGUGGACCUAGUAAUGUAGGUGUAGGAAAUAAACCUCAUUCAUAUGACCAACAAAACACAGGACAAUGGAGAGAUCAACCUAAUAAAGGUAAUUUGCCAAAUGGACCUGCUGGUAAUGUGGGUGCAGGUUCUGGUUGUACGCCUGGAGUCUCUUCUCCUGCUUGUUCAAAUGAAGCAUCAACUCUUCAAAAGAACACACCAAUUCCUACUCAAACAUAUGGAACUGCUGGUAGUGGACCUAGUAAUGUAGGUGUAGGAAAUAAACCUCAUUCAUAUGACCAACAAAACACAGGACAAUGGAGAGAUCAACCUAAUAAAGGUAAUUUGCCAAAUGGACCUGCUGGUAAUGUGGGUGCAGGUUCUGGUUGUACGCCUGGAGUCUCUUCUCCUGCUUGUUCAAAUGAAGCAUCAACUCUUCAAAAGAACACACCAAUUCCUACUCAAACAUAUGGAACUGCUGGUAGUGGACCUAGUAAUGUAGGUGUAGGAAAUAAACCUCAUUCAUAUGACCAACAAAACACAGGACAAUGGAGAGAUCAACCUAAUAAAGGUAAUUUGCCAAGUGGACCUGCUGGUAAUGUGGGUGCAGGUUCUGGUUGUACUCCUGGAGUCUCUUCUCCUGCUUGUUCAAAUGAAGCAUCAACUCUGCAAAAGAACACACCAAUUCCUACUCAAACAUAUGGAACUGUUGGUAGUGGACCUAGUAAUGUAGGUGUAACAAACAAACCUCAUUCGUAUGAUCAACAAAAUACAGGACAAUGGAGAGAUCAACCUAAUAAAAGUAAUUUGCCAAGUGAACCUGCUAGUAAUGUGGGUGCAGGAUCUGGUUGUACAUCCGGAGGCUCUUCUAUCUGUACAAGUGAAAUACCAUCUGUGCAAAAAAAUAUUCCAACUUCUUCUUAUACAUUUGGGACUGUUGCUACUGGACCUUAUCAAAGUAAUAAAGAUACUAAACAAUCAGGAAAUUGUGGUGCGUUUAGUAGUAGCACAUGCGUAAGUAGCACUGAAGUUCCUAUAGGAAGUUCUCAAAAAAUAGAUGGUGGUAUUGGAAGUGGACACAAUGUUCAUGGACAAACUAACUCUGGAAAUAAAAAUUCAUAUCCAUUGAAUGCUGGAAAUCCUUUCUUACAUGGUGGACAAGAUAAUCUGAAACCAUUUAUACAUACGACUAGUUCACCUAUAUUUAUUACAAACAAUGUUGAUUCAAUAGGUACAACUUCCAAACCUAUUGGUUUUGGAAAUCCUUUUCUAGAUGGCACCAUAGGUAAUACAUUCGGAACCGAACAUGAUAAACAUAAUACAGGAAUAAAUCCUAUUAAAAGUGAUCCUUUAAAUAAGCCUAUUGGUGCAGGCAAUCCAUUUUUAACAAAUAGCGGAAAUGGAGGAAGUAAAAGCAGUACUCCAAUUUAUUCUGGUGCAAGUAUAGGAAGCAUUUCAAGUCCCAGCAUUCUACCAUCAGUUACAACUGUCCUACCUAUUGGGCAAAAUAAUCCAUUUUUGGAAGUAUCAGGUGGAAAUGUAGUAAACAAAUAUCCUCCCGGUGUAUAUCCAAGUGUAGCUGAAAACAAUAAAAAUGUAUUCUCUGGAAGUGGAACUCCUGCAAAUAAAGAAUUUCCUAAAUCAGGAGUAGGAAUUACAUCUUCUGGAAGUAAUCCAAAUACAAAUCGUGGAGUAAAAGGUGGUAAUCAGCAUAACAAAAUAUUUGAAAAUGUUGCAACUAGUAACGCAGGUGCUUUGAGUACUGGAAACAUUGAUACUGACAAAAGUACUGGACUGAAUAUUCCUAAUGCAUAUAAUAAUAAUAAUAAUGUUGGUCAUGGUGCCAGUUCGUUGCCAGGAACAGCUAAUAUUAACAAACCUUCUUAUACACUUUCAACAUCUCCUGAAUCUUAUGGUCAUAAAGAUACGUUACCACGAACAAGUGGAAGUGAUAGCGCCACCAAUGGCAAUGGAAAUUCACCGUCCAAUUCUUUGAUUAAUGGUCAUAAUGCAAAUGGUCCAUUUAAUCCUCAAAUAACAAAUGCCGGAGCACAAUCAUUUGCAGGUGCUCAUGCCGGAAGUUUCGCUAGUUCUUUUAGUAGUUCUCAAGCUUCAAGUUCAAGCUCGAGUUUUGCCAGCAGUAAAUCUGGAUCAUAUACAGCCAAUGGAGAUCCGAAUGUUUUGCAUCAAUUAAAUAGGAAUUGGCCGUUUGACAUUGCUACAAGCGUGAGUGGAGCCAGUUCUUGGCCAUCUUUAAAUGCAGGAUCGCACGCCUCUGCAUUUGCUAGUAGUAGUGCUGGCAGUUGGUCCGGAUCUGAACCGAUCGGUGUAAAAAGUUAAUAAAUUAAAUACAAAAGCGUAAUUCAAAUGUGGAAGAAAAAAAGAAGCAAACUUUCAAAAAGGGACCCAUUAUCGUAUAUAAUUCAAUAUAUUAUCACUUAAAACGAAAAUAUUAAGUUAUGAUUGAAAUGAACAAGUAGCAAAGAUGUGUAAUGCUUGAAAAUAUUUUUAAAUAUAUUUCUUUUAAUUAAAUAUAUUAUGUAUAUUUACAUAAUAUAUAAAAUGCAAA
Vespula vulgaris is the source of this 5572-nucleotide messenger RNA. RefSeq lists its product as uncharacterized. The record is from RefSeq and is a predicted model, not a curated record. The coding region runs from base 406 to 5343 and encodes 1645 amino acids. NCBI's taxonomy places the organism in Eukaryota, Metazoa, Arthropoda, Insecta, Hymenoptera, Vespidae. The transcript has 9 exons.